Molecule: messenger RNA, 8315 nt
Organism: Paramisgurnus dabryanus
Lineage: Eukaryota; Metazoa; Chordata; Actinopteri; Cypriniformes; Cobitidae
Source: RefSeq, a predicted model, not a curated record
AUGCCACGAAGCCCCAUGUCGAGUGAGGAGGAAAUGGCUCAAAGUUUCUCUGACUCGGCCAGUUCAGAAUCAGACAGCUCCAGAGAUGAACCUCCCAGGCUGGAUCGACCUACCAGUGGCCGACUAGACAACAGCCUAAGAGACACACUGCUGAUCUGUGUGGUCAUCCCUGACCUGCAGCAGUCUAAAUCCAUGCGGUUCAGUUCUGAUGCCACAGUAUGGGUUGCUAAGCAGCAGAUCCUGUGUACACUUACACAGAGUCUGAAGGAUGUGCUGAACUAUGGGCUGUUUCAACCUGCAGUGGAUGGGAGAGAGAGUGGUUUCCUGGAGGAAGAAAGACCUCUUAGAGAUUAUCCACUGCCCACCAAUAAGGGUGUUUCUACCCUUGAGUUUCGUUAUAAGAGCAGAGUGUACCAGCAGCCGAACGUCAAUGAAAAACAGAUCGAGAAACUCCACACGCAGGUCAACCUGAGGAAAUUUAUGGAGUACAUCCAACAUCACCAGGUGGACAAAGUCGCCAUGCUGUUAGAAAGAGGAUUGGACCCCAACUACCAUGACCCUGAAACUGGUGAGACGCCACUGACUCUCGCGGCCCACCUGGACAAUAUGGUGGAGGUUAUAAUGACACUGAAAAAUGGUGGAGCUCAUUUAGAUUUCCGCUCUCGGGAUGGUAUGACUGCCCUCCAUAAAGCAGCCCGUGCAAAGAACCAGAUCGCCCUUAAGGCGAUGUUGGAUUUGGGAGCAUCUCCAGAUUACAAAGACAGACAGGGUUUAACUCCUCUCUACCAUACCGUAACCGUUGGGGGAGAUCCCAGCUGCUGUGAGGUACUACUGCGUGCCCAUGCCAGUGUCGCAUGCCAUGAUGAGAACGGAUGGCACGAAAUCCACCAGGCUUGCCGAUAUGGGCACGUUCAACACCUGGAGCAUCUCUUGUAUUAUGGUGCGGAUAUGGGAGUUGAAAACGCAUCUGGUAAUACGGCCCUUCAUAUCUGCGCCCUGUACAAACAGGAAAAGUGUGCCAAGGUUCUUUUGGUCCGCGGAGCCAGCAAAGACGUCAAGAACUACAGAGGACAAACUCCCUUUCAGGUGGCCAUUAUUUCUGGUAAUUUCGAGCUUGCCGAAAUCAUAAAGAAUCACAAAGACUCUGAUAUUGUGCCUUUUCGGGAGGCACCGGCUGGCGCAGGUCGUAGCAGGCAGCUGCAGCAGACGCCCCUUCAGCACCAGGGCAGGAGCACUCUGGCCGCCCCUCGCGUGCUGCUCCGCUCCAACAGUGACAACAACCUGAACGUCAACAAGCUCCCGCCGGACCGCUCGCGCUCACCUUCGCCCCUGCGCAGCCUCUCGCCCCGCCACCCCCAGCAGAUGCAGAACAGCCCCAAUGGCACAGUGAAGACCAUGGCCCGGGGGGGACGCUCACCCCGAAGCCGUUCCCCUUCCCUGGGACGGCUGGGGGAAGGAGACACACGGAGACAGACCCCUCAGCGCCACAACAGGGAUGCCUUCUCUGGUAUGGACACGCCAGGUUCAAAACGUAAGCUAUACAGUGCUGUGCCAGGACGACACUAUGUGGUGGUCAAGUCUUACCAACCGCAGGCUGAGGGGGAAAUCGCUUUAUACAAGAACGACAGGGUUAAAGUUCUCAGUAUUGGAGAAGGAGGAUUCUGGGAAGGCAGCGCUCGAGGGAAUGUAGGCUGGUUCCCAGCGGAAUGCGUGGAAGAGAUCCCAAGCAAACCCAACGAGGACAGGCCCUAUGCCCGGGCGGACCGGUCAGAGAGGCGCAAGCUCUUUCGACAUUACACUGUGGGAUCGUAUGACAGUUUUGAUGCAUCAAGCGACUGCGUGAUCAACGAAAAGACGGUGGUGCUGCAGAAGAAGGAUAACGAGGGAUUCGGUUUCGUGUUGCGAGGGGCGAAAGCUGAUACACCCAUUGAGGAGUUCACCCCCACUCCGGCCUUCCCUGCUUUGCAGUAUCUGGAGUCUGUGGAUGAGGGUGGGGUGGCAUGGAAAGCUGGUCUGAGGACUGGGGAUUUUCUCAUUGAGGUGAACCAAGAUAAUGUUGUCAAAGUGGGCCACAAACAAGUUGUCAACAUGAUCCGUCAUGGCGGCAACCACUUAAUCAUUAAAGUCGUCACGGUCAGUCGAAAUCUGGACCCUGACGACACAGCUCGAAAGAAAGCACCUCCACCACCACGGAGGGCUCCAUCCACAGCGCUGUCCAUGCGUUCAAAAUCUAUGACCUCAGAGCUAGAAGACCUAGUGGAUAAAGCCACUUUGAGGAAAAAAAAGGAUGAUCAGCUUUCAGAUAAUGAGGGUCUGAAGAAGAGGAUUGUAUUUCAAGUCACACUAAAUAAAGUGGAUGAAGCCGUCCCCCCCCAGAAACCCAUGUGGGACAACUCAAACGCCGAUUUGAGGGUUGCGACGGUCAAACCACGUCCGACUAGCAAGUGUUUCGCUGUCAGCCCUGAAAUGAAUUCUCUCUGCAAUAGUCAGGAUACAGCAACAGACUCACCGCCACCGCCAAGUAGUCCUAGAGGCCCUUUCCUGGGUGUACCACGAGGAACUAUAAGACGACAAACCUCUAUAGGAGUAACUGAAGAAGAGAAGCAGUUCCUCACUCCUCCAAUGUUGAAAUUUACAAGAAGCCUUUCAAUGCCUGACACAUCAGAAGAUAUUCCACCCCCACCAGCCAUCUCCCCUCCAUCUCCACCUCAUAAUAAUGCUCCCGUCCCAGCUGGCCGAGGAUAUGGCACCAUCAGAGCAGGCUUUACUUCUCAGAGUCCUAAUGCGAACAGCCCGGCCUCAGACAGAACUGAAGGUGCUGGGUGGAGAGAUCAGGGCGUGUUUUACAGAGACAGUCCUGAGCAGUAUGAAUCUGAAGGCUUCAAUCACAGUCCAACAGCCCAGCAGAGUCUUCAUAUGCGUCGUGCCCAUGUCCCUGAGAACCCUUACUCUGAUGUGGGAAAGAUGGGUCAAGCCGGACUGUUUGUACCCAACAAGCCUGCCAGGCGGAAGGGCAUGCUUGUGAAACAGUCUAACGUGGAGGACAGUCCAGAGAAGACCUGCUCCAUCCCGAUACCAACCAUAAUAAUCAAAGAGCCCUCCACCAGCAGCAGUGGUAAAAGCAGCCAGGGAAGCAGUAUGGAAAUUGAGACGACCACACCGGACCACCCAGGGCAACUGCGUCCUGAUGACGGUUUAAAUUCAGGAAGUCCCUUUGCAGCUGCCAUUGCCGGUGCAGUCAGAGACAGGGAGAAGAGGCUGGAUGUUCAUCGGAACUCCCCGUCUUUUAAGUCCACAGAUGCAGGUGAUGAGGAUGUGGCACCUACACCAGCACCACGUCUUCGACACUCAAAGUCUAUCGACGAGGGCAUGUUUAGCAGUGACGAACGGCUGCGUAGGCUCAUGGCACCUCCCACGUCCCUGCUUAGCAUUCCCAGAGGUGGUGGCAACGUGACGGACUUCAACAGCCCUGAGCCCACCAUAGUACGUGAGCUAUUGAACACACGUACAGGACAUAGCCCAAUUAGUCUGCCUGCUCAUAAGACGUACAGCUCAGGAAGUGGAAAUUACGUUCAUCCGGUCACAGGCAAACCACUAGAUCCCAAUUCGCCGUUAGCUUUAGCACUUGCGGCGAGAGACAGAGCCAUGAGGGACCAAUCGCAACCUCUUCCACUAAAAAGUGACCAAUUAAAACUCGAUCUUAAUAAACCACUUUUCAUCGACACCAAGCUUAGACCAAAUUUGGAGGUUGGCUUCUCAAGUACCGCCACCAUGGGGCGUCCCCGUGGGGGCCUGCGUAGACAGAUGACAGAAUCCAAAUACGAGACCGAGUCCAAGUACCAGCUCGAUCUGGGCAAGCCGGAGAAGAGGACAGAGGAGAAGAAGAACAUGCUGAUCGACAUUGUGGACACCUCGCAGCAGAAGUCAGCUGGUCUGCUGAUGGUACACACAACAGAUGGGGUAAAAUCAGAGGAUAACAACUUGUCAGAGGGUGAAAGGGAUGAGGCGGGGAGUCCCGACAACACCCCUGGGGAGCUUCGCGACCCCAACCAGCCAGCUCCCACCAACCCCCCAGCUACCAAGCCCCUAUCAGCUGCUCCACAUGGCAAGACCAUCAUAACUAUCAGCUCUGUGGAUGAGCCUGUCAAGCUUCCCUUCGGCAUCCCUCCACCGCCUUUGGCUUCUGUCGACAUCGAUGAAGAGUUUGUGUUCGCUGAACCCCUCCCACCUCCAUUAGAGUUCGCCAACAGUUUUGACAUUCCUGAAGACCAGGCGGGGUCUAUAGCUGAGCUUCUGAAACAGAAAGCGAAUGGCACGAAAGGACCUUCACUUGCUUCCUACUAUCCCCCAAUAGGUGGUGUAAUUUCAGAAAUCAAAAGACCAACGGUCCUCACAAACUGCACCCCUCCCAGCUUCCCUCCAGGGCCGUUAGAACCCUACGAACAAAUCACUGACUCGGGCAUCGAGGUCGACAGCCGGAGCAGUGGUGACCCUCAGCUGGAGACCACCAGCACCAUCUCCACUGUGUCCAGCAUCUCCACCUUGUCUUCUGAAGGAGGUGAGAACCUAGACACUUGCACCGUCUAUGCAGAUGGACAAGCCUUUAUGGUGGACAGGACUCAGAUCCUGUCCAAACCAAAACCCAAACCUGCCAUCAAAAGCAAUGCACUUUACAAGGACCCUUUGCCGGAAGAAAACGUAAGCUCUUUUAGAAUUCCCUCCUCGGUUCCACCACCACCCCCUGGAACUAUUCCACCAGAACCCUUGAAAACCCCAACACAGCGAACCUCAAAACUAUGGGGUGACCCUCCAGAGUUGAAAGGCCCCCACGGGCCCGAAGCCAAGUCCCAUGAGAUGAAUUCAGUUCUGCAGCACGUAAACAAGGACAAAGCACCAAAGCCAGGGGACGCGUUAGACUCUCCGACAGGAACCAGGACUCACUUUGGAACGAGAAAUCAGGAUGGUGUAUCCCUCAUCUCAGGUACACAGCAGAACACCACCAUUACCUUCACUGCCCAGCCUGGCCCGAAUGUGCCUGUCCCGUCGCCGUGCCGACAGCCCGAGAGCCUGCCUCCCCAUCACCACGCCCCAAGUCCAAUCAUGUCCCCUCCGGACUCCGGCCUAAGUUGUGCCUCUUCCCUCCCGACCUCCGUCACUUCCCCCACCAUGACAGACGUCUUCGGUCUACCCACGCCGCCCCUCAGCCUCGGCACAGGGCGUAGCCGCUCCCCUUCCCCGCUCACCCUGAUCCAGGCCGCCUCAAAUAAGCCCUUUGCCACCAAACCCGUCCUCAUGUGGAGCAAGCAGGACGUGGCCGACUGGCUAGAGAGCCUAAACCUGGGUGAGCACAGAGACGCCUUUAUGGACAAUGACAUAGAGGGCAGCCACCUACCUAACCUGCAAAAGGAGGAUCUGAUUGAUUUGGGCGUCACGCGCGUGGGUCACAGAAUGAACAUCGAGCGGGCGCUUAAAGUACUCUUGGAUAGAUGAGAUUGGAUGAGAUGUCCUUCCGGGACUCCACGCGCUCUUGUUCAUAAGCUUUCCUUUUUUUGGUUCACUAAUUUGAAAACAUUGUCGUCCUAUCACGCUUUUUGGUGGAUUUUAGGAACUCUCACAUCCUGAAGAAACUCAAGUGUGUUCGAAUAUCCGCGCAAGCACAAGCGGUUCCCAACGUUUCUGUACCAAGAGCUCCGGCACCAGAGAGGACAUUGAAGCCAACACACUGUAUGGAAUCUACGAAUAUGCGCUGACUUUCCUUUGGCUUUUAAGGACUUUGGCCUCCUUUGAAUGCACUGAAACCAGCAGAGCUGGGGAUCCAUUUUUUAUCUUUGCUAAGACAAUUCUACAAAGAAUAUUUCUUCAGGAAAAAGGGAACCUUUGUCUAUGUAACAGCUGCCUAUGAAAUAUCUUGCUUUUUUCUCCUACACGUUUGAACGAGAUGUACGCGAAUCUCCGAGAUGUGAUCGGUGGGAACUUAGACGUCCCUCAGUUCCUUCGCUUAUAGUCCAGGAACGGGCUAUCGAAGCACUUGAAACACAAAGGCCAAUUCUCCCUACGUGCGAACAAACGUAACAGUAGCAAGCAGCAGGUUUCUCCACCAUCUUUUGAGUCGCCGACAUUAGGUGUUCGUCUGAAUGAUCAAAAUUUUCUUGGGUCUUUUUGAAUCGUGGUUUACUAUUAGGUGUCUUCCAUAUAGUAAGGAGGUGUACGGCAUUCCCACCAACGUUUGAUUUGUACCUUCGAUCAAUGCUAGGUUGCGCUGUUUCUCACUAUUUUUGAACUACAAUAACGUCUUCACGGAUGAAUCCAAGUGUCGCUGGUAUUAACUCAAGUAUUGAGUUUUAUGGAAACAAAGAGACUUGUUCGGUUAACCGGUUUGAGUAAAACGCUGACACAAUCACUAUAAAUGGGCCAGUAUGUAUUUGUCUUUUGCUUUAAGUGUGACACUUAAUAAUUUGAUUUAUUGCUUAACUAUAAAUCGCUAGAUCAUUUGAUGGGUCGUCGAGAGCAUUACAGGAAUCCUCCUUAAUCUAUACAUAUCAAUGUCGUCAAUUGUAACUGAUACAGGAUGCGACUGCAUAUCCGUAAACUGUUGCGUAUUAUGUUUUUAGGUUUGAAAUUUGAUUCGGACGGACACAGUUUUUUUUUUCAUCUGGAGUCACUUUCCUAAAUAAUAGAUCCAGUCAAAAGUGCUUUACCUAAAUGCUCUGUUCAUUCACACCCUGCAGUUUUCCCCUUCGGUUAACAAGUGGGGAAUUUUUGCUUUUGCUGUCAUAUUACGUUCAUUUUAGUUUUAACUGCAACGUGCCUAUACGUGUUACAAUUUGACACACCACAACAUCUCAAAGCGAAUCAAAGUAUACUUUUUUUUUCAAUAUCAGAGACUUUUCUCUCAGUCAAAGUUUUAUUGGACUAUAGAUGCCAUAAUAAAUCUCACAGGUGUUGCUGUUUACAUAUUCCAGAACUACGUACAGUAGGAAUGGGAUGUGACUGGAGGUUAUAUUCAUAUUUUAACAUAUUUUAGCAGACAGCCAGCAUUAAACAGAGUUUGAAGCACUGUGGGUAAUGCCAGAACUGAGGGGAAAGCGAUGUGGCGUGAACGCCUGUGAAUAAAGAUGACCGUUCGAAGUAUGCAGCGAAGAGAUUCAGAAAUAAAAAUUAUAUAUAAAUAUUAUAUAUAUAUAAAAAUAUAUAUAUAUGUUUGCUUUUCUCUCAACCUUAGAAGAUUUAGAGUUAUCAUCUCUAUAUAUCUUAUUUUAGGAAACAGCACAGUAUUUUAAAGAUUUAUAGAAAUAUUUAUGAAAUUUUUAUGACAUUUAACUCUGAUAUGUGGUGUGCCAAAAAUCUAUGUGGUAUCAGUUAAAAAGCAAUACACAAACUUAAAGAACACUGUUUGGUCCUUCUUUGCCAGUAUUCCACAGUACAGUAUAUAAUAUUAUAAAAAUGAAAUCUACAUAUACAUAGGUCUCAGUGAAUUAGACGAUAUGAAAAAAUGAGGUUACGGCUGUCACCUGCUUCUUUUAGAUCAUGUAAUUAAAGAAAGACGUUAAAAUGUAGAUUUGUGUGGUGUGUGUACUUGACCAAACUCAAUGAGCACAUGUUUUAGACACUUACACCGUGUCACUAAAUUUUGAAAAUGCAUUUUAUAGACACUUUAAGAGUCGAAUUAUUCUUUUUUAAGUUUAUCCUUCAUAGUUAUCUCUCACACACACACACACGUCUUGGGAGGAAUGCAUUCACUUGGUCUAUGUUGCUGUGAUUUUGUGCAAAACUAGAAUAUUUUUGAUUAAAAUUUAAGGGAGACGUUUUGUGACUGCACUUUCCUCAAACCUCAACACUCAUGUAUGGAAAAACGAAAAUCGACGGGAAGAAAUAAAUCCGAUUGCACAAUCUGUUGUUGAACUCAUGUAGCUUCAGUUCCUUCCAUGUGUUUUGUUUACAUUGUUUGUCUUGGGCUAUGUGAAUUUGUUACACGUUCAUUUUAGAGCUUGUUUCGUUUGAAAUAAAUCUUUUCCCAUGAUUAGCAUGCUGUUCAAUGCUCUCUCAUAGCCAUACAUGCUGUCUUUUCAUAUUGUGCGUGCGUGCGCAGUACUGUGCAAAAGUAUUAGGUCAUCAUGCCAGAAUUAGAUUAGUUGUUUUUGCAAUGUUAUAGUGAUCGUAUAUAAUUAUAUAUCAGUCUCUUUAAUAGAAUACAUUCAGAAAAAACAGGAACUGUGUAUCUAUAUAGUAUUAAAAAAUGUAUAAAAAUGUAAACUGAAGUGUCAAAUUUUUAGGGUAAACUCGCUUUCCACUUAAGCAAUAGCAGGAAACUGGUG